GUAGCUAUCGCACAAAAACAAACGCGUGAAGAAAAAUGCCUUCUUGGAUACAACACUGCUGAAGAUAACUCUCAAAAGAGGGAUACCAAUAGAGACUUUAUAGCAUCUCUAAUGGAAGUCAGCUAUACAAACCCAACCACAAUAGAGACUAGUGCCAAAAAUAGCACAUCGGAGGAAAACUACAACAGUAGUCAGUUAUACAAAGAAAACUCAGUUGAGAAAAUUACUAGCCGCAAAGAGGGAAAGCAAAAAGAAGAGUUGAAAGGUGCUUGUAACUCGGAAACCAAAAGAAAAAGAAAAGAUCUCAACUCAGAAGAUAGAAAACUUAAGUGGAAUAGAGUGCUUAAAGAGAAAAGUAGCAACAACAGAUUGAAUCUAGCAGAAUAUGAAAACCGGCCGGAGAAGAAUGUUUAUGACAAAGAGAACCAAGCAGUCAAAGACCAGAAUAGAAUAAAAC
This is a messenger RNA of Dentiscutata erythropus, 457 nucleotides long. Lineage: Eukaryota; Fungi; Glomeromycota; Glomeromycetes; Diversisporales; Gigasporaceae. The record is from the annotation of a GenBank genome assembly.